CCAAAGUGGUUAGCUAUCACCUUCUAGUUGCUAAUAUUCACGGGAGAAUAAUUACAGACCGCCAGUGUCUCUUUGGUCUUAGAUCUCACACACAGGCACACACGUUUAAUAUGACAUCACUACGUAGGCUAUUUAACAUAGCUUUGUCACUGAUAUGACCAAAUAUGCUCAACAAUUUAACAGCUUGGACUUGGUGAGCGAUUCUGGUCCGGAAGGAAAUUCGUUUCCUUCAAUUCAGUUGAGUCGUUAGUCAGUGGUGAGAAGAGAACUACCAGCAGCACAGUUUUGUUAUCUGCGUGAGAGCAAAGAUGCCUCGGACCGUUACAUGCGCUCUAAAAGACAUGCUGUAUAGCCUCAGUAAAAUGCAGAUGGAGGAGUUUAGCUCAGCUCUCCUGGACCGCAAGGAAGAGCCAAGUGUCAAGCGCAAAGAUCUGGAGGACAAAUCCCGUGUGGAAGUGGCAGAUGUCCUGGUAACUAUCUUCACAGAGUCCCGGGCAAUACAAGUGGCUCUUCAGACGCUGGACGACAUUAAAUGCAACGCGCAAAGAGAGAAACUGGCUAAGGAGGUAUCUGAAGCAUUACUGACAUCCGUUAACACCCAAGAGACAUAUGAAGGACCAAAGACACCGAAUUACAGACAUUGCAACAUAAUGCUUGUGGAAACUACUGGUGCAUCCAUGUCAACAGCUCAACAGGACAAGCUGAAAUACUCAGGUGUUAAUGCCUCAAACGCCAUGGCAGAGAUUGACUUGGAGGAUAUGAAAAAAUACAAAUCCAUCAUCAAAGAGGUGGGUCUUGAGAAAGAGGUCGAUCCAGCACUCAUUGCUGCCAUCAUCUCAAGAUCAUGCAGGGCUGGAAAGGCACUGAAAGGGGGAUGGGGGCCCCCUAAGACCUUUGGGCUGAUGCAGAUUCUCAUCACUUCAGAUCGGCUCGGACAGACCGCCACAGAUUCAUGGGCCAGUAGGGAACACAUCUGUCAAGGAACCGACAUCCUGAUUAAUUUCCUGUUACGGAUCAAGCAUGCAUUUCCUGACUGGAGCAGGGAGCAGCAGCUGAAAGGUCAAACAGGACUUUCUGACAAACUAACAACCCUCUUUCUUUUGCUUUGUUCUCAUUUGUGGUUUGUCUCUACAGGAGGGAUAGCGGCCUACAAUGCAGGAGAUGGGAAAAUCCACUCCUAUGAGAAGGUCGACUCCGAAACCUCAUGUGGCGACUACUCCAAUGAUGUUAUUGCCAGAGCUCAGUGGUACAAAACCUAUGGUGGCUUUUAAUUCCUGAUGCUCAUUAAGAUCAUGUAUGAAGCACCCUGUUGUAAUUCAUACCCUAAGCUAAAUGAACAUAAUGAAUAGCAAAACCAUGUCUUUAAUGAUUGCAGUAUAAAAUAAAACAUAAAAAACAUAUUGAGGUAUUUUCAGCAAGUACAUCUCAGAAGCAUGCAUAACUGUUGAAUAAAAAGUGAACGAUUGAGACCAAAGAUCCCAUUCUUUCAAUUGUUUUAGACUACUGUUCUCUCUGUCAGACAUUGCCUGCAUUAUUAUGGAAAAAAUUGGUAUUGGAUUAAGAUCAUCCUCACACUUAGCUUUACUGUUAUUCGUACCCAUUAUCUCUCUAGUUAUUUUGUCUCUUGUGAGAUUAACUAAUUGGUCCAGAUAUACCGGAUACACCAAACAGUGUUAAAUCACUACAAUAAUAACCAAGACACGUCUGUCUGCAAAACUCUGCGAGAGUCCUCGGUAAAAAACCUUUUGAUUCUGUUAAAUUCUCUCUUGAAAAAAAACGCAAAUACAUUAUCUAUUCAUAUUUUACCGUACAGGUACACUUAUACUUAGAUUAGAGCUGCGAUUGGGCCUCCGUCCGAGUUCAGAUUCUCACCAGAAAAGGGAGGAAUACUUCCUUUUAUCAAAAAAAUGUGUUGUUCUCUGUCCUCUUUCGGAGUACCCGUCAGCAGUCUAAUCCAAUCCUCGUCGCCAUAUUGUUGUGGAAAUUCCACACUUAAUCACCUUCUGGAAAGAAAAGAACAAAUCUACAAGCUUCAAAUCAAAAUUGUGUUAUUUAAUAAAGAGUAGAGCAUUUAAUAGAAUCAAUUCCAGCUGAAGGCCAGAUAACCUGCACAACCAAUGUCGUACAAGGAUCUGACCGCGAUCAAACAUUAAACCAGGUUCUUAAAGGGAAGGAAGAAGGGGAACAGCCAAUCAAAUUCUACAUUAUAAACAUUAAUGGAGAACAUUUGGCCAGAGGGGCAAACUGCAUACAACAAAGCAAUUUACAUUACAGGAUGCUAAAACAAAGGAUAUAAGGCAUGUUUAAUUAUAUCAGGUAACAUCUGUAUGAUAAUUUGCCUGACACUGGUCCAGUGGCAACCUCCUGUCUCUAGAGAAGAUAAGAUUUCCAGUCUUAAAGGUGUUACAAAAGCAUGGGAAAGACAGCCGUAGUUAACAUACUGGGAAAAAUCAAACCAGGGAAGUAAUUACUUGACCUAUAUACUGUAUAUAAUUAAAUAAGACUUACGAUACAUUUCUACGAUUGAUUAGCGAACCAGUUAUUUUCAAAAAUAUUGUUUUGUUUCUUGACUGAUCUGUACCAGUGUAAACCAGGGUAUGAACUGUUAGUAAAUUAUUUGCAUUUCA
Messenger RNA from Eleginops maclovinus (Patagonian blennie), 2627 nucleotides. RefSeq names its product lysozyme g-like. Gene Ontology annotation, molecular function: lysozyme activity. Lineage: Eukaryota; Metazoa; Chordata; Actinopteri; Perciformes; Eleginopidae. The record is from RefSeq and is a predicted model, not a curated record. Gene Ontology annotation, cellular component: extracellular region. Gene Ontology annotation, biological process: peptidoglycan catabolic process; defense response to Gram-positive bacterium. The transcript has 6 exons. The coding region runs from base 309 to 1271 and encodes 320 amino acids.